CUUGACUCCUCCUAACGACUGUUACUGCCACACCCUGCCCCAUUAUGACGACCUCCAACGAACAACAAUCCAGUCUCCCCUACCAUGGCUCCUGUCACUGCGGGUUUAUCCGGUAUAUCGCGGUCAUUCCGAUGCCACCAGCAGUAGCCCUCAGACCAGACGCGGUGCAGGGACCUCGUCUCCGAUUCUACAAGUGCAAUUGUACGACCUGUCAAAAAAUGGGAUUAUUCCAUAUGCGACUGCCAGACGCGCCGAACCAAUUCUUUUUACUCUCCCCGCUGGAUCACGAUACUCUGGCUAAUUAUAAAUGCCAGAAUGGUCACAUCAACUGGUUCUUUUGUCCGACGUGCGGCGUACGAUGUUUCGCGACCGUACCUCACUGGAAACAAGACCAGAUCGAUAUCGAAAAGAUUUCGGCAGCGGUUCCCAGUCAUGAUGGCAAGCCGGAUCUACCGGGGAUAGAGAAAUCGUCAAAGACGAUCACCGCUUGGCGAAUGGAUCCUGAUACCUUCAAGGAGGAUGUGACUGGGUAUCUAUCGAUCAAUGCCCUUACCAUCGAUCAAGACCAGGCUCAUGGGACGAACCUUGAUCUACGCCAGCUUGUGGACAACAAAUGGGUCGAGUAUUCAGACUGGAAUGCUAAACAACAUGAGCUUCGGUAUGAUUAUCCUCAUGACAAGGGGACUUGGUAGAGGUUCCGGCUAGCAUGUAUGUCCUAUUUGAAUCGCAAAUUUGAGUCCAGAUCGAGUGUUGCCUUCAUAUCCAGGACAAUACACGACUAGUUCUGAGAUUUAUCGAAGUUUGUGAGUUUCCAUUCUGGUGGAGGGGGGAUUGGGAGGAAGAUUGUUAGUGUGUGUGAAUUAUUGGCUGAAUUCGAUAUCGAGGUAUUAUUUGGGAGGGAUGUGGACGAUAAAGUAACAAAAUCAUUGACCUAUUCCUGAAAGAACAAUAAACAAAGUAGCAUGGAUAAAUUACACCGCGGGGUUAACUAUAGAUAUGUAGAAUGAAUAUGA
Molecule: messenger RNA, 1013 nt
Organism: Aspergillus pseudotamarii
Lineage: Eukaryota; Fungi; Ascomycota; Eurotiomycetes; Eurotiales; Aspergillaceae
Exons: 1
Coding region: 45-692 (215 amino acids)
Molecular function (GO): carbon-sulfur lyase activity
Source: RefSeq, a predicted model, not a curated record